UGUUUUUGUAUUUUAUUUCCCAGUCUUUUUAUAGAACACAUCCAUCCCUUUUUUUUGGAGUACAGGUGGUAACGCCUGGUUUUUUGCAGCUGUUCCAACCUCCCCCUGACUUAGGAAACACAAAAACAGCUGCACAGCGAUUUGCAAAAAGAGGCGAUGGUAUGUCAACUUCGGGGAAUAAAUAUACAGGAUCUAGCUUAGUGAAACAUGGCUGAAGAUUACUGGGAGUCCACAGCGGCCCUUGGAAAGCACUGACACCGAGUAAAGCAUCCCUUUCGAGGGCUGAUUGGACGGUGGCUGCCCCCUCAGCCCACCCUCCUCUCCCCCCCCCCUCCCAGCCCCCCCUCCCCCUGAUGGACAGGAUGAAGAAGAUCAAGAGGCAGCUGUCCAUGACCCUGCGGGGGAACCGGCCCACCGAGAAGAACCUGUCCGAACUGACUGAGCCGGUCAAUACAGAGGACAGCGCGGCCAGCGACAACGAGCCCAUGGUGAGGAAUGGGAAGCCGGUCGGCUCCCACAGCAUGCACUCCUUCCUGCACCAGUAUGCGUCCAGCGCAGCCGCCUCUCUGCGCAAACCUCCCCUCCGUCGCCCGAACCGCACCGUGGGGCGCAGCCUGAGCUCCUACCUCAACCGCAGCAGCCGGCUAGAAAUCGUGCACGAGGAUCUGAAGAUGGGCUCGGACGGGGAGAGUGACCAGGCCUCGGCCACCUCUUCGGACGAGGUCCAGUCACCGGUCAGAGUGAGGCUGCGCAACAACCCUGCCCGCAAGAUCUCCAGCGAGGACAUUAACAAGCGUCUCUCCCUGCCUGUGGACAUCCGGCUUCCAGAUGGGUACCUGGAGAAGUUUGCUCUCAGCAGCCCCCCGUUUGACAAGCCCCUGAGCCGACGUCUCCGCAGGGUCUCUCUGUCUGAGAUCGGGUUCGGGAAGCUGGAGACGUACGUGAAACUGGACAAGCUGGGAGAGGGCACCUACGCCACAGUGUACAAGGGAAAGAGCAAGCUGACUGAUAACCUGGUGGCGCUGAAAGAGAUCAGGCUGGAGCACGAGGAGGGGGCUCCCUGCACGGCGAUCAGAGAGGUCUCAUUGCUGAAAGACUUGAAGCACGCCAAUAUCGUGACUCUGCACGACAUCAUCCACACAGAGAAAUCCCUGACGCUGGUGUUUGAGUAUCUGGAUAAGGAUCUCAAGCAGUAUUUGGAUGACUGUGGCAACUGCAUCAUGAUGCACAAUGUGAAGCUGUUUCUGUUCCAGCUCCUGAGAGGGCUGGCCUACUGCCACAGCAGAAAAGUCCUGCACCGAGACCUCAAACCGCAGAACCUGCUGAUCAACGAGAGAGGGGAGCUCAAACUGGCCGACUUCGGUCUGGCCCGUGCCAAGUCCAUCCCCACGAAGACGUACUCAAACGAGGUGGUGACGCUGUGGUACCGGCCCCCCGACAUCCUGCUGGGAUCCACCGACUACUCCACCCCCAUAGACCUGUGGGGGGUUGGCUGUAUAUUCUACGAGAUGUCCACUGGACGGCCGCUGUUCCCUGGCUCCACUGUGGAGGAAGAGCUACACUUUAUCUUCAAGCUGCUGGGAACCCCAACCGAGGAAACCUGGCCAAGAAUCACCUCAAACGAGGACUUCAUAUCCUAUAACUACCCCAAAUACAGACCCGAUUCACUCUACAACCACGCGCCCAGACUUGACGGCGAUGGUGUAGAUCUGUUAUCCAGACUUCUCCAGUUUGAAGGCAGGAAUAGAAUUUCGGCAGAGGCUGCGAUGAAACAUCUUUACUUCCACUCGCUGGGAGAGAGGAUCGUCAGACUGCCCGACACUACUUCAAUAUUUGCACUAAAGGAGAUCCAACUGGAGAAGGAUCCAGACUUCCGAACGACUUCCAUACCCGACUCAGUAUCUUCCUCUGACACUGGCACUGAGUAUUUCCAGUCGUCCAAUCAGAUUCGAGCUGGCAACGAGCAUGCGCUCUGCUCGUCCUAAAGCUGCAUCCUCAUUGGCUGAAACCAAGCGCCAGCUCUGCGACCUCCAGCAGCAAGCUGAGGAGACAAAGUAUGCUGUUUUAAGAAAAUGAAAUAGAAAAAAAAAGAUUAUUAUUAUUAUUAUUAUUAUUAUUAUUAUUAUUAUUAUUUGAAUUGUGUGUUAUGUCGAAUUCUGUUUUGGAACUCAUGUUUAGGAUUCUUUUUCGGAACUCCAGACCCGAUGACAUCACGGUUAAAGGACAGCCCCCACCCCGCCCCCUUUUCCUGUACUAGAAACUGGAAUGCAAAGAAAGGAUAACGUUUUUUUGAUCAUGGUUUUAACAUUCAUUUUAUUUUUUAAUUGUAGAUGUACAUGAUGUUGUGUUGUGUUUUUUUUUUGUACAGGAGAAAAUGAAGUAGACCUUUUUACCUUCAUCAUAGCACAGUAACUUGAUUAGCCAGUCUUUCCAAUAAAUUUGAUUUUAGCUUCGGAAAGUGACACGCGGGCUGUAUUGGUCUUCCGAGAGAGUGAAAUAUGCAGCUCGGUUGUUAGCUGUCAGUGUUAGUUUGGAUCUGGGUUCAACUACAGUUUGUGAAAUGACAAUUACAACGCGUUAUGCAGCAGGAAUUCAUUAUCGUUACAGUGACACUAAAAGUGACAGAAGCCAGUACCCACUCUAACAAUUACAAUUACGCAGAUGUGGCAGUUGCAAUAUAUUUGCAAUUAAUUACGAAUUGCACACUUAAAAUUGGAAUCCACACCAUAACAUUUAAAACACUAUUUAUUAUUUUUAACUGGGACCUGCCAGUGCAGGUUUGAAAUCCUUCGUUUCUGUUUUAUUUAUUGUAUUGGUUUAAUAAAAAGUGUGUGUGUGCGUGCAGAUAGGCUUAGUCAGUUUAAUACCGGUACGUCAGAACAGAACACUGAAUUUCGAAAGAGUUCCUGCAGACUAGAGGGGUGUGUUAAUAUUUGUAUAUUGUGGCUGAAAUAGUUUCCCCUUUAAGUGGUGUUCUUACAUUCCAUCCACAUGUGGAGAUGGUUUGAAGAAUACACAGUGCUGACAGAGACGUCAAACCCAGUUUGGGAUGGCUCCCUUAGUUACUGGUUUUGCUGGCUGCAGUGUGGAAGGCAGCGGCUUCGAGUAGCUCAGUGGUUGGAGAGAGAAAGAAAGCAAGCACUGGGCUGCAGUGGGUUUUAGUAGCUCGGUGGUUAGAGUGCUGGGCUGCAGUGUGGAAGGGAGCGGGUUCAAGUAGCUGUCUGUUGUCCGAUUCAGCACUAGUGCCAGUGCCAUAUUAACAGUAAGAUGCUACUGUGGUCAAACCUUGGGACUGAAAUUCAAUGUGCAACACUCUGCAGUCUAUGGUCUCUAUAAUGUAGCAAAUGACUCCUAUCUACAAAUCAUAUUAUUACAAGAACUGGUGUUAUUUACAAGCUGGUCGGUGGGGGGCAGGGGGGGGGAGAGUGAAUGCAAUAAUGGUGUUGAGAAGCAGCUGUAUUAUUUACCAAACUCAAAUGAACGUAUUUUGCUGUAUAGAAUUGUGAGGCGAAUCAUCUUUUGAAGCAGUUCAAUUUGCGAUGAAUGCGUUUUGAUGUUUUUGCACAGAGUACGAAAAAUAAAGCAGGUUAUUUUAAAAAAAAAAAAAGGAAAAACAAGUGUAUUUAUUAAUCAAAAAAUUAAGACCACGCGAUCAUCCACACUCAGGGUGUUUAAUGCUUCCACAAAUACAGGUGAACCGAACUGAAAUCCUUUAUCUGUUCUAAGAGCAGCGCGUUUAAAAAGGCUGUUGCGUUGAAGUUUCUAUUUGUGGGAAGAUUUUAAAUGAUCUUUAUAACCCCCGUCCCAGCUCUUGUCUUCCAUAUCUUUUGCAAUAACACCCCCCCCACACUUCAGCCAAUAUUACAGCUGCCCCCCCUUACCCCCCCCCCCCCCCUCUCCGAACCCUUCAAGUCAGAUGGUAGCUUCUGUUGAUUUUACAUCAAGAACACGUGUAUGUUUAUUUUUGGAAAUGUUAAUGGUAUGCAAGCUGUAAAAUAUAUUAAAGGUAACUAUUAAAAAUAUAUAUGUUUGAAUGAA
This is a messenger RNA of Acipenser ruthenus (sterlet), 4038 nucleotides long. Its product is annotated as cyclin-dependent kinase 16-like. The record is from RefSeq and is a predicted model, not a curated record. The transcript is spliced from 18 exons. Gene Ontology annotation, molecular function: ATP binding; protein kinase activity. Lineage: Eukaryota; Metazoa; Chordata; Actinopteri; Acipenseriformes; Acipenseridae. The coding region runs from base 354 to 1985 and encodes 543 amino acids. Gene Ontology annotation, cellular component: nucleus; synaptic vesicle; cytoplasm. Gene Ontology annotation, biological process: neuron projection development; protein phosphorylation; exocytosis.